AGUCCCAUCUCUCGGACUUCACAGCAAGAAAGCAACAACUUUAUUUGCAUAUCUUAUAACUUACUGUUUAUUUUUCUAUUCUCCGGUUACAGAUUAUCCAGUUCCAUCAGUUUAUAAUUAGAAAACUGUAGUUACCCUUUAGCGAUAGCUAUUUCUUGAUUUGAUUGGUCAACUAAAGAAGCACAACUUAAAAUUGGUUCUGUCCGUGAGACCCGCUUAACUCUAGUGUUGAACAGCGCAAUUAGCUUCCGAAUUUUACUAAAAUGAGGAGUUAACUACGCCUUUAAUUAGACUUUUUGUUUCCAAAACCAAUAAUCAUUCUAGUUUUUGCUUCUUGCUUUAAGUUUACUUAAGACUCUUCUUUAUCUCUGACUUAUUUCUUCUAUAAAUUGACGAAAUUCAGAGACAUGGUUGUGUUGAGAAGUGGGUAGGUCAUAGGUGGAGAAAAGAUUUUUCCGAGGAAGAUGGAGUGGCAGAAUUUUCAAGAAAAGCAACUGGAAGAAGAAGAGAUGAGAGUGGAUAUGGAGUUGGGGCAGUUUCAAAAUGGUGGGUUGUUUGUAAAAGUUAUGACUGAUGAGCAAAUGGAGCUUCUGAGGAAACAAAUUGCUGUUUACACCAUGCUUUGUGAACAGCUUGCUCAGAUGCACAAGGCCUUCUCUGUUCAACAUGAUAUUACUGGAAUGAGAUUCGGCAAUCCAUACUUUGAUCCAUUGUUGACAUCUGGUGGCCAGAAGAUCACUGCCAGGCAACGUUGGACGCCGACACCCGUGCAACUUCAAAUCCUUGAGCGUGUAUAUGAUGAAUGCACUGGUACUCCUAACAAGCAGAAGAUCCAAGAAAUAACCAGUGAACUGGCACAACAUGGACAAAUUUCUGAAACAAAUGUGUAUAACUGGUUCCAAAAUAGAAGAGCUCGUAUCAAGAGAAAGCAGUCAGGUGCUGGUUCGAACAUGGAGGAGUCAGAAGCAGACACCCAUGUUGAGUCAAAGAACAAAAACCCAGAAAGCAUCCAGUUGUUUGAGAAUUCAGCAGCAAGGGCUGAACACAUUUUUUCUCAAAGUCCGGAUAUAGGAUUUGAGCAACUAAUGGGCAAAAUGGAAGGGCCGGGUAGCUAUAGUCCUGAGUGGGAGGUGGAAGGAUACAGCAUGCUCUGAUGAUAAAAGCAUUUUAGUGAGCUGAUGGCGGUUUGCAAAACAAACUUGGAGGAUAUCAGAAUAGUCAAUGCAUUGGAUUAAAUAUUAGGGAUGACGUUUUGGGAGGAGGAGGAAGUGCAUGACCUGGUCAAUGGUCAUAACUCUCACCAGCUAUGUACAAAGUAAAUUGAUUUUUAUUUGGUAAAGACUUGUUAGAGUUUUAAACUGUAUUGUUCAUAACAUCUAAAUUCUCUAAUGUUAUAAUUUGGAUGUGCUCGGUUGAUUGCAAUUACUUAUUAUUAAUUUGAAAAUUGGGACAAUUUGUUAGGAUCCCACGUCGGGAUCUCACGCUCACAAAGUGUGUAUUUAAGUCUAGGGGCCCUCUUACUUAUCAAGCCGAUCUUUUGAGUUGGACUUUUUCUUUGAGCUUGAAUUCUAAUAUUGGUGUUUUUGUUGAGAAUUGAA
Pistacia vera is the source of this 1598-nucleotide messenger RNA. RefSeq names its product WUSCHEL-related homeobox 13-like. Bases 465 to 1154 code for a protein of 229 amino acids. Lineage: Eukaryota; Viridiplantae; Streptophyta; Magnoliopsida; Sapindales; Anacardiaceae. The record is from RefSeq and is a predicted model, not a curated record. The transcript has 3 exons. Gene Ontology annotation, molecular function: DNA-binding transcription factor activity; DNA binding.